CCUUAUUCAGAUUUUCUACGACAAUGGCGUUGUCAGUGUCGGACAGACUGCUCCACUGUCUUGUACUCAGCGUCUGUUGUACAUCAAUACACGCCGUGCCCCGACUAGCGUCGUACAACGUUGACGGAGCCAAGGUGUCAGUGUCGGGCAUCUCCUCUGGCGCGUGUAUGGCCACCCAGUACCACGUUGUGCACUCCAGGGAGGUCAUGGGAGCUGGCAUCAUAGCUGGAGCCCCCUUCAUGUGUUCCGGGGGACUGGCUGCCACGGCGCUAGGGACGUGCAUGAUGACUCCCACCCGGAUCAGCGUCACCGCCCUCGAGGCCAUCACGUCAUCAGGAGCGUUGUUUGGUAACGUCGACGCCACCUACCACAUGAGGAACGACCGGGUGUUCAUCUUUGACGGCACCAGAGACUCUGUAGUGAACCCAGUCGCUGGUCAGAAGGUGGCUCAGUACUACAGCCAUUACAUGACCAGCUCUCACAUCAAGACGGUGUUCAACAUCAACGCCGAACACGGCAUGCCGACCUUGAACUACGGUGGAGCAUGUGAUCAACUGAACUCGAAAACCUACCUCAACAACUGUAACUACUCCGCCGCCUUCCAACUCCUCAACCACAUCUACGGCGGACUUCAGGCACCAAACUCAAAGAUACAAGCAAAUGGACAGCUUUUACAGUUCAACCAGGCUGAUUUCUUUCAUUUGGCGCUUCCGUCCGCCUACAGCAUGGACAAUGUUGGCUACAUCUAUGUUCCGAGUGGAUGUGCCAACAAGCAACACAAAUGCAAACUGCACGUUGCGUUCCAUGGAUGUAAAAUGGGAAGGAUGUUUGUGGGUGAGGAGUAUGUACGCCACGCAGGUUACGACGAGGUCGGCGACCUGAACAACAUCAUCAUCCUGUACCCGCAAGUAAUCUCGACGGCGACGAACCCCCAGGGCUGCUGGGAUUGGUUCGGGUACACUGGGUCUCUGUUUGCAACCAACAAAGGAUUCCAAAUGACAGCUGUCCGUCGUAUGGUAUCACGUAUCAUGGGGUCUUCAUCUUCAGUGCUGGGUUAACACGGACACACUGGGCGUGACGGCUCUAAUGCUGGCCGACUUGAAAAACAAAUACAACAUCAGACUUUGUUAUGUUUAUUCCAAAGGUUCCAUGUCCAAUGUAAAUACAUGUAUGAUGUGUGAUGUUAUACGACACUAAAGGAUGAUACAUUGCA
Molecule: messenger RNA, 1213 nt
Organism: Haliotis rubra (blacklip abalone)
Lineage: Eukaryota; Metazoa; Mollusca; Gastropoda; Lepetellida; Haliotidae
Exons: 10
Coding region: 24-1058 (344 amino acids)
Source: RefSeq, a predicted model, not a curated record